AAUUAGUAAUUAAUAUACUGAACAACUAAUAAAUAAAUAAUAAAUCUAAUUCUUAACACGCCGGAGAUAUCAGAUAUACGAUAUCCGGCGGCGCCGAUCACGAAAUCCAGCAUUUUGUAGGCGGCGCGUACAGAAAUUGAAGAAACCAUGGCCUCCGGGGCACUCUCCGCCUCCACGCCGCCGAAUAUUCCGGCGCCCACGGAUCGAUUAGAGGAUGAGUUCCGCCGUACCCUCCUCUCCGUCAAUUUCCCCGUCGAAGCCGAGAUCGUUCUCGAUUCACAAUACACCGACUUAAAUGUGAAAUUCGACCAGAUCGAAGCCGUCGGCGAUCUACGCCGCACCGCCGACCGAAUGACCGCCGCCGGAUACUCACAGGAGCGCGUCGUCGACGUGUACGCAUCUGCGCGGAAGUCUCUCCUGGUCGAGAUCUGCAAGGAUCUCGAUCCGAACGUCGAAUCGGAAGAGCUCAAGGGCCGAUGGACACGCGCCGCGAAGAUCGCCGUCCACGUGUCCUUCCCCUGCGAGCGGAGAUUGCUCGAUCGGAUAUUCCCGGACCUCACCGCCGACAUCGCCGAAGCUUGCUUCGUCGAGAUCGUCGGAGAUUCCGCCCUCUGUUUACUGAGAUUCACUGAGGCGAUUACCAACACCGAAUCCCCCUGUAGAAUGUUCUUCGCUUUAGACCUCUACGAACUUCUCUCCGGUCUUCUCCCUCAGAUCCGUACAAUUUUCGGAUCGAAAUCCGGCGAAUCUAUUUCGAACGAAGCUGAAAAGUCAUUGUCCGGUUUAUCGAACUGCAUAAUAACAACAUUCUCCGAAAACGAGACAGCUCUGAAUAGGGAAAAACAUCGGAUUGCAACGGAAGGUGGUUCGAUUCACCCCUUAACGAGAUACACGAUGUGUUUAAUGACUUACUUGGCCGAAUACAAGACGACACUCUCGAAACUGAUGGAGGAGGCUUCGUCGAAAUUGGAGCUUCGUAUUUCGCAGAUAAUUCUGGAUUUGAAGUCGAAUAUGGAGUACAAAUCAAAGUACUACAAGGACGCUUCGUUGCGCCAUUUGUUUAUGAUGAACAACCUUAAUUACAUGGUUUGGAGAAUAAAAAAGUCAUCCAAUUUGAAAACGAUGGUUGGAAACGAUGGUUUAGUGAACGAGUUAACGGAGGAGUACUACCGGGAUUUAAAGUUGUACCUAGAGUUGACGUGGGAGAGCCUAUUGGACAGCUUGAGAAGUACCGAGGAAGUGAAACCGGGGGUUUUUUCGUCUUUUGUGUCGAAGAAGGUUGUCUACAGACAGAGGCUUAAGGUAUUCUACGACAAGUUUAAGAAGGUACGUGGAACCCAGUCGAGUUGGAUUGUGAGCGAUGAACAACUGCGUAAGGAGGUUAGAAGUUACAUACUUAGUUUGGUUAUUCCGGUUUAUACUUCGUUUCUUGAAAAACACGGAAGCGAUAUUGAGAGAGGUGACCACCCUUGUAUUUGCAUUAGCCACUCGGUCGAGAAGCUUCGCAAAGAAGUCGAAGAAAUGUUCCAAGAUGAAUCAACAAUUAGUUUCGAAUACUGAGUCGGUUAAAUUAAUUAUAAAAAAAAAUCUCUCUUGUUUGGGCCGUACUUAGCCUGCUUUAGUUAUGUGACCUUUCCGAUAAAAAUGGUCAUUUAGAGAGAUGUAAAUUUUCCCAGACUCGGGUAGAAAAAUAACAUAGUACGUGCAUGCAUGCAUACUAAGGGGAGUUGCCAUGCACUACGUGUUCUCUUUUUUCUUUUUCUUUUUUUUUUUUUUUCUUUUUAGACGUUCUCUAUUUUUUAGUUGAAUAAGUCAAAGUUGUAAUAAGUCAAAAUUAUUUUCCAAUAUAACAAUUUAUUUAGUGAUGCC
Molecule: messenger RNA, 1869 nt
Organism: Erythranthe guttata (spotted monkey flower)
Lineage: Eukaryota; Viridiplantae; Streptophyta; Magnoliopsida; Lamiales; Phrymaceae
Product: exocyst complex component EXO70A1
Biological process (GO): exocytosis
Cellular component (GO): exocyst
Molecular function (GO): phosphatidylinositol-4,5-bisphosphate binding
Source: RefSeq, a predicted model, not a curated record